AAGCAAGAGGGGAGCUGUUAAUUCUUUGGCUUCCCUGGUGGUAUUCAGCUCUUUCUGCAGGCGCGGUUGCGAGAUCAGGCCCUUCACUGCGAUGUCUGAGGAGCUGCGGCCCAGCAAACGGAUACGUCUUACCGAUGAGCCCUGCAUUGUUGCCAUGCAGCGCAUGCUACGUGGCAAGGAGGGCAUCAUGUCCCUGGCCCAGGGCAUUGUGCACUGGGCACCACCUGCAGCAGCCCUGGAGGCAGCGCGGAAGGCAGCAGAAGAGCCUGAUACCAACUCUUAUGGCGCAGAUGAUGGCUUGCCAAAGUUUCGCGAAGCCUUGAAGGAGAAAUUGAAGAAAGAGAACGGCCUGGAGGGUGUUGAGGUCAUGGUGACGGCUGGAGCUAAUCAAGCCUACACCAAUUUGGUGUGCACCCUAUUGGACGAGAAGGAUUCAGCAGUUCUGUUCAGACCAUUCUACUUCAACCACCGGAUGGCGCUGCAGAUGACAGGCGGCCAUGCCAAUGUGGUCCUGGCGCCGUCGACCAAGGAUUAUCUUCCAGAUGUGGAGUGGCUGGAGAAGAGGCCAUGUCGGCCAUCCAAUGGUGAGAGGAUACGGAUGGUCACAAUCGUGAACCCUGGCAAUCCAACUGGCGUGAUCCUUCCAAAAGACUUGCUUGAACGAUUUUCUGCCGCAUGCCAGCGGCACCAAGUAUGGAUGGUGGUUGACAACACCUAUGAACACUUCACGUAUGAGGAGGAAGGGCACGCUCCCCACUGUUGCGUCAGUGGUGACCACGUGGUGAACGUUUUCUCCUUCAGCAAAGCCUUCGGCAUGAUGGGCUGGAGAAUAGGCACUUGGGCGUUUCCCCCCAGCCUUGGUCCUGAGCUGAUGAAGGUGCAGGAUACCAUUGCCAUUUGCCCAGCCGUGGCUUCGCAGAAAGUGGCCAUGGCUGCGUUGGAAAGUGGACGCCAGUGGGUGAAAGAUCACGUCACAGGGCUGAAAGAGAACCGUCGCCUGGUCGUGGCCGCUGUAGAGGAGACCUUGGGGAAAGGUGCCGUGGCAGGUGGGUCUGGUGCCAUCUAUUUGAUGGUGAAGUUGCCAGCUGGAUUUGAAAAUGUUUCCUGGCUCAAGGAUGUGUGGUGUCCUGCGUGUUUGUUUGGUCAAUCAAGGCCUAAGGUACUGUUCGAGAUUUGA
Cladocopium goreaui is the source of this 1177-nucleotide messenger RNA. NCBI's taxonomy places the organism in Eukaryota, Dinophyceae, Suessiales, Symbiodiniaceae. The record is from the annotation of a GenBank genome assembly.